AUGGAUUCCCAGGAGAUUGACAGACUAGCUCAAAAGGCUUUGGAUGACCUCAGAUCGGGCAGUGCCCAUUCCAGAGUCGUGAUCGGUAUUGCUGGCGUCCCCGGUUCAGGUAAAACAACGCUUGCCACAGCUGUAGCAUCUAGAAUCAACCAAAUUCAAGGAUCAGCGGAAGAUUUGGCAGUAUCCAUUCCCAUGGAUGGUUUUCACUAUUCUCGCAAGCACCUAGCCAACAUGCCGAAUGCUGAAGAGGCUAUUCAUCGACGCGGGGCCGCAUUCACCUUUAACGGCGAAGGUUUCUUCAACCUGGUGCAAUCGCUUGUCAACUCACCAACGGAGCUUAUAUAUGCACCUUCAUUUCACCAUGAGAUUAAGGACCCGGUGGCCAACUCUAUCCCAAUCCCUCCCAGCGCAAGGAUUGUCCUGAUCGAAGGCAACUACUGCGCACUAGAUGAGGCUCCCUGGAGAGAUGCUGCAGCACUGAUGACACGGCUGUGGUAUGCUGAUGCACCUGCUGAGGUGGCUCAUUCAAGGUUGGCCCCGAGACAUCUAGCCAGUGGAAUUGUUGCAGACGAGCGGGAGGCCUGGAAAAGGGCAACAGGCACUGAUGAGCUAAACGCUCAGCAUAUUCGGACGAAGCUCCUGAAAGUGGAUGAGAUCAUAAAGUCGGGCUAG
Molecule: messenger RNA, 672 nt
Organism: Clonostachys byssicola
Lineage: Eukaryota; Fungi; Ascomycota; Sordariomycetes; Hypocreales; Bionectriaceae
Source: the annotation of a GenBank genome assembly